Pediculus humanus corporis (human body louse) is the source of this 2019-nucleotide messenger RNA. RefSeq lists its product as uncharacterized. The transcript is spliced from 10 exons. The record is from RefSeq and is a predicted model, not a curated record. Bases 1 to 2019 code for a protein of 672 amino acids. Gene Ontology annotation, cellular component: endosome membrane. NCBI's taxonomy places the organism in Eukaryota, Metazoa, Arthropoda, Insecta, Psocodea, Pediculidae. Gene Ontology annotation, biological process: endosome organization; regulation of early endosome to late endosome transport; receptor-mediated endocytosis.
AUGAUACCUCUAUUAGAAAAUGAAGACUUGGCUUGUUUUUACGUAACCAAGCAUUCACCUUGGAAAGGAAAGUACAAACGAGUGUUUUCUGUUGGGUCGUUUGGAGUCACAACUUAUAAUCCAUCAUCUUUAGAAGUUACUAACAAAUGGUUAUAUUCUGAAUUAGUAGAUAUUCAACCAGCCUCUAGCGCGAACCGUACGGAAUUUAUUUUAACUUUUAAAAAAGACAAAAAAAUUGAUUCUAUGAGAUUUUCCACAGAAUGCAGGUCUUCACUUCUAACAAGUGUCUUAGCCUGUAAAUACAUGUUUUCUGAUAAGCCUAAAGAUAUUUUGAAAUGUCAAUCUUACAAGCAUCAUUGGUCUGAUACAAAGUUGCCUGUAGUGUUAGAAGUAACAGCUUCUUCAUUGAAUCAACUGGAUCCAGCUACUAAUGUGGUUCUUGCUUCUUAUUCAUAUAUUGAUAUAAAGGGAUUUUCUGAAGUAAAAGAUUAUCCUGGAGGUUUUGUAAUAAUCUGUGAAGAGUUUAGUAGAAUGCAUCUUUUUUCCUGUGAUAAUUUAAUAGAACUCAAAUCCAAAAUUCUAGAAUCUGCCAGUAAUAUUGGAGUUACAAUCAGGGUCAUAAAAGAACCUGUUACAAUUCAAGAAUUUAAUAAUCAAAGACUUGGAAAUUACAGUGGAGAUGAACAUAUUACUUCUAUUAGUGAGUUUUCUGUCCAUAAAAUUAGUCACAGGCAUCAAGAUGCUCAAAGAAGAAUUUUGUGCCUUACGGAAUCAUGCAUUUUGGAAAGAGAUCCUCAGACUUACAGUGUUUGCACUCUUAGACCAUUAAGUGAUGUAUUUGCUUUAAUUCGUAACAAAGAUAAUCCACAGCUUUUUUCAAUUGAAUAUGUAAAUGGUGAUUCCAGAAAUUAUACUACUUCUGAUAGAGAUUCCUUAUUAGCGACCUUACUUGAUGCUGUGAGGGGGUCAGGAAACCACGAUGUACACGUGAAAAUGCAAAGUACCAGUCGAGGAAAACGAUGGGGUCCCUUAAUACAACCCUUGGAACAGGAAGUAGAAUCAUUGCAUUUAAAAUUUUUUCAGCAACGACCCGGAAACAGAAGUCUUAAUGAAAUAAUAGACCGUUUUAAUGCAAAUGUACCGUAUAGUGGUUUAAUUCAUUCUGUUACUCAAGAAGGAAUUUUUGCUGAAAAUAAAGAAAAAUUAAUUAACAACGCAAUUCAAGCCUUGUCAAAUGAAGAUUCUGAAGCUACGAAUUGUUCUAAUAAAGAAUUAGAGGCUCAGUUUCAUGCCUUACGUCGAUUAUUCGCAUCUAAAAUUGGAUUUACUGCAUUUACUGUUAUGCAGGGGCUAAAAGAAAAUAUUGGAAAGAAGGUUAUUAGUGCAUUAAGGAGAAAUGAUGAUAAUGUCACGCAUGCUGCCAUUGACAUGAUAUGUUGUUUAAUGCAUCCAAUGCAUUACGAUUAUGAAAUCAGGCAAGAACAAAUUAAUAAAGCUUCAAUAUUGUCUAAUAAAGUAUUUCUUAGCAAACUUUUAGACAUGUGGAUUACGCACAUUAAUCGGGGAACUGCAGCGUUGGUAGUAUCAUCUUUAUUAGAUUUUUUAACUUUUGCGCUUUGCAUUCCGUACAGCGAAACAACUGACGGUAAAGAUUUUGAUAAUUUAUUAAGAAUGGUUGCUGAAAGAGGUCGUCCAAUAUUUAAAUUGUUUCAGCACACGUCUUUAGCUGUGGUAAAAGGAGCAGGUUUGGUGAUGAGGGCAUUAAUAGAAGAAGGGGAAUCAUCGAUAGCUUUAAAAAUGCAAAAUCUUGCACUAUCAGAAGGAGCUUUACCGAAACAUUUAUUAACUUCUUUAUUUACUCAAGGUUCCGAUAGUAGACUGUUAGCUCAUCGAAAAUUAUCUAGGCAUUUAGUAGGAUUAUGGGUUAAUGAUCAUUCCAUAUCAAUGGCCUUGCUCAAACCCUCCAGGCCUAUUAUACUAUUUAAACUCAACAGAAAAAGUACCAGAAUCUGUUCUUAA